AUGACGAGCCUGAAAGACUUCCGCGUUCUCACUUUUGAUGUCUACGGCACCCUGAUUGACUGGGAAGGUGGCGUACUCGCAGCUCUUCAGCCCCUUUUGGACGAAAAUAAGAGGACAGACUUCACACGCAAACACCUUUUGGACGUAUAUCACAAAUACGAGGCCAAACAGCAAUCAAAGACACCAGACUUGCCCUAUCACCAACUCGUUGCCACAAUUCAUCCCCAAAUUGCCGAGGACCUUGGUCUUGCCGCUCCUACAGCUGAGGCCUCAAAGGCCUUUGGCGAUUCAGUCGGCCGUUGGCCCGCUUUCCCAGACACCGUGGACGCUUUACGCCGGCUGUCCAAGUUCUACAAACUCGUCGUUCUCUCCAACGUUGAUCGCGAGUCUUUUUCCCGGAGCAACGCGGGGCCUCUCGAAGGCGUUCCCUUCGAUUUGAUAAUUACCGCUCAGGACGUGGGCUCGUACAAACCUGACCAACGCAACUUCAGCUACAUGCUCCAAAAAGUCAAGGAAACUUUUGGGGUCGAGAAGGACCAGGUGCUCCAGACCGCCCAGAGCCAGUUCCAUGAUCAUCACCCGGCAAAGGAGGCCGGUAUCAAGUCAUCCUGGAUUGUGCGACCUGGUGCUACAAUGGGAAAUCGGGAUGUAGAGAUUUACGACUGGAAGUUUGACACUUUGGGUGAGAUGGCGGAUGCUCUAGAGAAGGAGUUGGCGUGA
Molecule: messenger RNA, 720 nt
Organism: Colletotrichum truncatum
Lineage: Eukaryota; Fungi; Ascomycota; Sordariomycetes; Glomerellales; Glomerellaceae
Product: haloalkanoic acid
Source: RefSeq, a predicted model, not a curated record